AAGAAAAUUCUUAAACAAAUACAAUCAUGAGUAAAUUAUUAAAAUUGAUUCCGUACGAGAAAUGGCGGUUUGCGCUUGAUAUCGUGAAGCACAAUGGAGGAAUCAUAAAGUCACUGGAGAAAAUGUGGCGUAUGGAUACGUUGAAAAUCGGAGCCUACAAAGGCACUGAUAGCUUCGGCAACAAAUACUUCGAGAACCCCUACUACAUGGUGGGACGGAGCCGAUGGGUCGAGUACAACCCCGCUGUCAAGUGGCACUAUGACGCCUCGCAGGUCACUCCAGAAUGGUUCGGCUGGCUUCAUUACAAGACAGACAAGAUUCCAGAAGCAGAUUGUCCGAGGGUGAAUCUGAUGAAGGACGUCUGGGCGAAGCAGUGGUUGCUGCCCCAUGAGGAGAACCUCACUGGUACCAACCGGGCAUACUACCCGUACAGUACCACGAAGCCACAUAUUCAUCUUUGGGACGGGCGCAAUACCAGCAAUCGAUGUGGAUGCUUCUCUAAAAAUUCUAUUUUGUCGAAAUGAAAUGGAAUAAUAAUAAUAAUUUUCUACCUCAAAAAGACUUAAAUU
This is a messenger RNA of Aricia agestis (brown argus), 569 nucleotides long. RefSeq names its product probable NADH dehydrogenase [ubiquinone] 1 alpha subcomplex subunit 12. Gene Ontology annotation, biological process: response to oxidative stress; mitochondrial respiratory chain complex I assembly. The transcript is spliced from 4 exons. The coding region runs from base 27 to 524 and encodes 165 amino acids. Lineage: Eukaryota; Metazoa; Arthropoda; Insecta; Lepidoptera; Lycaenidae. Gene Ontology annotation, cellular component: membrane. The record is from RefSeq and is a predicted model, not a curated record.